Molecule: messenger RNA, 1670 nt
Organism: Empidonax traillii (willow flycatcher)
Lineage: Eukaryota; Metazoa; Chordata; Aves; Passeriformes; Tyrannidae
Gene: EN1
Product: engrailed homeobox 1
Exons: 2
Coding region: 122-1108 (328 amino acids)
Biological process (GO): multicellular organism development; neuron differentiation; regulation of transcription by RNA polymerase II
Cellular component (GO): nucleus
Molecular function (GO): RNA polymerase II cis-regulatory region sequence-specific DNA binding; DNA-binding transcription factor activity, RNA polymerase II-specific
Source: RefSeq, a predicted model, not a curated record
UUUUUUUUUUAAUUUUUUCCUCCCCCUUUUCCACCCCGCCACCCACCGUCAAAGUGGGGUGGGCGUAAAGUGGGUGGGUGGGGGGGAAAAGAGGCAGCGAUCUCCGUGGCGGCGGCUGAGCAUGGAAGAGCCGCCGGAGGGGCACGGCCACCGAGACGCGGCGCCCGGCCCGGCGAGCAGCGGCAGCGAUGGCGAGAGCGUGCCCGUGUCCCCCAGCCCCGCGCCCUCCUCCCCCGCCGCGCCCUGCCCCCUGCCUCUGCCCCGCCGCCGCCACCCGCCGCCCCCGCCACCGCCCCCGCCGCCGCCGCCCCACCGCACCACCAACUUUUUCAUCGACAACAUCCUGAGGCCGGACUUCGGCUGCAAGAAGGAGCCGCCCGCGCCGGCCGGCGGCGGAGGAGGAGGCAGCCGAGAGCGGGACGGAGACCGGGGGCAGAGCUCAGGUAGAGAAAACGUCAACCCGCUGCUGGCCCGGCCGCCCAACCCGCCCGCCCUCCUCUGCCCGGACUCGAACUGCCGUCCCGACGGCUCCGCGCCGCCGCCACCGCCCGCCGCCGCCGCCAAAGCCAGUCCCGCCGCGGCGGCAGCGGCGGCGGCGGCGUCGGGGGCGGCCAAGCCCCCCACCGACGGGGGCGAGACUCACCCGGCGAAGUACGGGGAGCACGGCAGUCCCGCCAUCCUCCUCAUGGGCUCUAAUAAUGGAGGACCUGUUAUAAAGCCCGACUCGCAACAGCCGCUGGUGUGGCCUGCCUGGGUCUACUGCACUAGGUAUUCAGACAGACCGUCCUCGGGCCCUCGCACCAGGAAGCUGAAGAAGAAGAAGACAGAGAAGGAGGACAAGCGGCCGCGGACGGCGUUCACGGCCGAGCAGCUGCAGCGGCUGAAGGCGGAGUUCCAGGCGAACCGGUACAUCACGGAGCAGCGGCGGCAAAGCCUGGCCCAGGAGCUCAGCCUCAACGAGUCCCAGAUCAAGAUCUGGUUCCAGAACAAACGGGCUAAGAUCAAGAAGGCGACAGGCAUCAAGAACGGGCUGGCGCUUCAUCUCAUGGCCCAGGGACUCUACAACCACUCCACAACCACGGUGCAGGACAAAGAGGAGAGCGAGUGAGGCGGGCGGCCCCAGCCCAGCCCUGCGCCGCGGCGCCGGCCCGCCGGCCGGGAGGCGGACAGGUGCGAUUUAAAAGCAGAUCUAUUGUCUAUCCAUAGUAUAAGGACUCCGAUUAAGAAAAAAAAAUAAAAUAUGAACACUUAAAAAAAUUAUCUCUAUAUAGCCAAACAGCAUAUGACCUUGUAAAUAUUUAAUUUCAGGUAAGAAAUAUGUGUAGCGAUCUCUAUUUGCUGGACAGUUUCUCUCUUCCCUUCUCCUUCUCCUUUCUUUUGUUUGUUUGUUCGUUUUCUUUGCUUUCCUUUUUUUCUUUUUUUUCGCCCCCCCCCGAUGUUCGUUGCUCUUGUUUUACAGUAAAUGUCGGACUUUUCUCAUCUUUCGUUUGAUCUUAUUUUAUUUUUUGUGUGCGUGAAUUUCUGUCUUUUCUCUCUCUUUUUUUUUUUUUCCCCGAGGAAAAAAAAAUUCUGAUCCACAGACUGCGAGACUGAACCCGCCGCUACAAGCCAAAGAUUUUAUUAUGUUCAGAAAUCUGUAGUCUGAAAUAAAGUGUAGACUGUGUUCAGGA